AUGCAGCAACCCCUGCGCCACAUUCUCUACCAGCACCUGCACCUUAAUCCGGACAACGACAAUAGACAAGUGGAGUCUGAGCCCAUUGACCUUUCUCUGGAGGCAGCUCUCAAAGGCGGGGUUUUGAAGAAUAGGCCCCUGCAAAAGCUAACCUGCACUGGCCGGUGGACCAAGUUCAAGGCAUUUGUCGCCAUCAGGGACUACAACAGCUAUGUCGGUCUGGGUGUUAAGUGCUUCAAGGAGGCAGCUGUCGCCAGACACAGGGCCAUGGUGCUGGCCUACAUUUCCAUAGAUACAGGGUGGCGAGGCCACUGGGGGAUCAAGAUUGGCAAGCCCCACAUCAUCUCUCGCAAGGUAACAGGCCUCUGCGUCUCUGUGCUGGUGUGCCUCAUUAAUACCCCCAGAAGCACUAGCAUCAUCUGGGCCCCUGGGCUCAUGAAGGUGCUGAGGUUGACCAGUAUGGACAACUGCUACACUGAGGCCAGAGGCUGUGCUGCCACCCUAGGCACUUUGUCAAGGACGCCCGCGGGCCGUGUCGCCGCCCACUGUGAGGCUAGGCUCCCGGCGCUGUCGGCGGCCGGACGGAAGGCAGGCAGACAGCUCGGCCGCCCGGCGGGUCACCGAGGAGUCGCGGCCGUCCCGCCCCCGUCAAGGCCGCGCGCCUCCUCCGCGGCUGCCUGCGCCCGCGGGCCGGCGGCCCCCUCCCUCCCCACGGCCUCCCGGGGGCGCGGCGCGCGGCGGGCCCCCUCCCUCCCCACGGCCUCCCGGGGCGCGGCGGCUCCCUCCCUCCCCACGGCCUCCCGGGGGCGCGGCGCGCGGUGGGCCCCCUCCCUCCCACGGCCUCCCGGGGGCGCGGCGCGCGGUGGGCCCCCUCCCUCCCCACGGCCUCCCGGGACGCGGCGCGCGGCGGCUCCCUCCCUCCCCACGGCCUCCCGGGACGCGGCGCGCGGCGGCUCCCUCCCUCCCCACGGCCUCCCGGGACGCGGCGCGCUGCGGGCCUGCGGCCUCGGGCUGGACGUGGGAGCCGGGACCGCGUGGCAGGGGAGCCGCAGCGUCGCCGCCCGCUCCCCGCGGGCCGGGCCGUCUGUGCAGAGCAGGGCGGCGGCGGGUGCGGCGUGGGGAGCGUGGCAUCGGUCGGCUGGAGGCGGAGAGCCGGGAGGGGCUACCGCCGCCCGGUGGACUGGAGGGAGCCCCGGCAGUGCCCAGAGAGGAUGGAAGGAAGAGCACCAAAUAGUGGGGUGUCCAGCGUGGUUGUAUACCGUCUUGGAACAAAGAGCUUUCAUCUCUCGUGACAAGAAUAUCUCCUUUACUACUGUCAGGAGAGGUUUAGCUGCCACAGCAAGUCGGUGGUCAGCAGGUCAGUGGUCACAAGGGGAGCACAGCAGAGGGAAGGAACGUCCAGAAACUCCUUCUGCUAAAAAAUUAACAGAUAUAGGAAUUAGAAGAAUCUUCUCUUCAGAGCAUGACAUUUUCUGGGAAAGUGUAAGGAAGUUUUUUCAAGAAGAAUUGAUUCCUCGUCACGCAGAUUACAGUGAUUUGCAAGGAGUAAGAACAAAUGCCAGAAAGGAUGGAAGUGACUGGCUUGUCAAUGGAAGCAAGGUGUUCAUCGCUAAUGGGUGGCUCAGUGAUGUUGUGAUCGUAGUGGCGGUCACAGAUCGUGAAGCUCGCUCUCCUGCCCAUGGCAUUAGCCUUUUUCUGGUGGAAAAUGGAAUGAAAAGAUUUAUCAAGGGAUGAAAGCUACAUAAAAUGGGACUAAAAGCCCAGUUGCAGGUCCUUCUAGUUCUGCUAUGUGGGACACCACCUCAGCAUGGCUUGAUGAGCAGUGCUAGGUCCAGGAUCCAACCCGGUGAAACCCUUGGCCGCUGAAGCAGGGCGCAUGAACUUAACCACUCAGCCACGGGGCCGGCCCCAGGAAUAAAGGCUUCUAUUACCUCAUGCAAGAGCUUCCACAGGAAAGGCUAUUGAUUGCUGAGUUGGGAAUUUCAGCCAGUGAAUUCAUGUUUGAAGAAACGAGGACCUACGUUAAACAAAGAGAAGCCUUUAGGAAAACAGUUGCACAUAUACAGAAGGAAGAUACAGCCAGCUGACCAUAGCUGGGCCUUGAACCUACAGUGCGGUGUAUUUUGGGAGGUUACUCAAGAUGGAAAACCAGUAUUUCAAAUACAAGCCAGUUUCCUGAAGGAGGUUCAAGAAUUGGUACCAAAGAGACCAGAUGUAAACCCAGAAUUCAAGGUGUGAGAGCCAAGAGUCAGGAAUGCAAGAAAAUUUGAUUGAAGUGAGAGCAGUCGAGAACAGUUGAAGAUGGUCCGGAUAGAAUGAUGUCCAAGAAUACUAUUGAUUGUCUGUGGCCAGCAGGAGGAGAUGGUGCAGCAUAAGCCAGCGGAGUUAAAAACUCAAAUUCGUGUAACCAGAGCUUUUGUGGACAGCUGUCUCCAGCUGCAUGAAGCGGGCCGUCUGGACUCAGCCGCUUCCAUGGCAAAAUACUGGUAUGCGGGCGACAGCGAUUGCAAUGUGGUGUUUGCACAGGCUGUUAGGGAAUUCUUCCAACUUUAGACUCAGGCUGGAGGGUCUCAAAGGAAGAAGCCUAUGUAAAUGAAAACUAGAAGCGAGAACCAACGUAUUUAAAAAUGCUGAAAGGUCCUAUUAAGCGUAUUUAUAAUGUGCUAAAAAUUACUCAAGUUGAUAUUUAACUUUUAGCUUGCCAUUGAAAAUAAAAUAUUAAGAGAUUGAAGUAGGAUGACUGAUUAGUUCAUUCAAGUAAUAGUUUAAUUUCAGCUUAUCUGAAGAGCAGCAGUUUAGUGAGACCAAAAAAGAACAGUAAAACUUAGAGACCUGAGAUCCUGAGAUAGAGUCCCAGUUCUUUCACUAAAUAACUGUACUCAAAUUUAAUUCUCUCUGGGCCAAGAUUUUGACAUCUGUGAAAUGAGUGGAUUGGAUUGGAUUUUUAUAUUGUGGUGUUUUCCAGAUCUAAGAAAAAUUUCUAAAGAAGUGGCUGUCCCAUAAAAAUUGCACACACUCUACUAGGUAAAAAGGAAAAAUGUCCUAUUAACUUUAGAAAGGCUUUCAUUUGCAUUAAAGAUGAUUAGCAAUGUUAUUAAAGAUGAGUUAAUUGAAAAAAGACCCCUAUAAGGCUUUUGUGUAUUUUAAGAUACAAGAGCAUAGUUUAAAUCAGAUUCGGGAAGUGGGUUUGGUUUCCUCUGUUUUACAAAAAACAAACAUUCUUACAUCUCAUUAACCCAAAAAUAACCUAGAAAAAAUUCCUGUCAUUAUUCAUUAACUUGCAUUCAGUUCAGUCAGAGGUAGAACAGGGAAAUAUGCAGAAGAGUGCUUUAUGUAAUGAUUCCAAGAUAAUAAAAUUGUGGGGAUGAAAUUGGUGUGGAAUUACUAGGAACUUAGACUUUUGAGGAAAGCAUUUUACAUUUACCUUUAUAGCAAGUUCUUUGACUAGUUGGAAAAAGUGUAAAAAUAUUUUAGAUAAGAUAUUUUUGGAAGAAUAGAUAUUUGGACAGCUUUUGACCUCAUUCUUCUUUGAAAACACUGGGUUUAUAGACAUGCUGAUAUUUCACAUUGAAGCAGAGGAAGCGACUAGUUAUGGCCCAGUAAAUAUUUCACUAAAAUACUUACCAAACACAAAAAUUUAUAGAAUUCCAACUAUUGUUGCCCCCAAGUCUUGUCUGUUAAUCAUUAUAUUGUUACUGUAUUCUUAGGGAUAUCCUCACCUGUCCUCUGGCUUAAGUUAAAAAUGAUUUUAAAUAGGAAAAUGUGUCUAUGCUUUCCUUUGCUUUAUGUUUUCCACUAUUGAAAAAUAAGUUGAAAAGAAUUUUGAGCUAAAUUCUAUUUUUAUCUUAAGUUGAAUACAAUCUCUACCAGUUAUCAUAUGGAUUUUAAAGAUAAUUAAGAUUGUUGUGAUAAGAUCAGAAAAGAGUAUUUCUCAAGUAUUGCAUAUUAAUACACAUAUACUUCAGGAGUAAUAAUUCCUAAAUCACCUUUAAUAAGUUUACUCUAUGAUGGCAUGUACUUUAAGAAUAGUCUUCCUUCUUAGGUUUUCCUUUUUUCUUUCAGUUUAUUUCUGAAAACCUUAAAAAACUUUUUCACAGUUACUGAAAUUCAGAAUUGCAACCUUCAAGUAGGAAGAGACAUCUUGGAAGGAGAAAAAGACAUAUUACAAAGGCAAAAGGAAAUAGGUGGCUGUAAAAUUAUACAGUUAACUUAGAUCAUAUAGAGAAUCUAAAUAAGUUAGACCAAAUUCAAAUUUUUACUAUAUCCUUUUCAGGCCUAAAGUAGCCAAAACUUAAUAAUCUAAACUUUCUACAUUUUGUUUCCAGCCUCAACAAGAACCCAGCCAGAAAUAUAGUUGAUGAGGAAAGUAUUCAUUGUGUGAAAACUCUCCUGAGAUUUAUUUCGGAGGGGAUUUAUCAUCUAUAUCUCAUGCAGUGCCAAGUGCUCAAGAAACGAUGAAUAAUAAUAACGCUCAAAAGAACUGACUGGUCCAACACAGCAAGAAAGCCACACUGUCCCUAAUUAGGAUUCCACUGUAUGGACGGACCACAGUUUGUCUGUUGUUCACCUACUUAAGGACAUUUUGGUUGCGGAGAUUAAAUACCCAGAGAGGAGCUGAUGAGUCAUAAAGGAACCAGAAGUGGAGACACAAUUAGAAGUGCAAGACGUUUGCUGAGAGGUAACACCAGUGAAAGAUGAAAAGGGAAAGAAGUCAUAUUGGGCAGGGAGAAAAGAGCCUGAGGCCCUGAAGCAGAUCUGACAAAGCCUUGCCCAAUCCAUUCCAAUGAGGAGCCCUGGAGGCAAGACUGUCUGUUAGAGGAGUCCUGCAUUUGGCAGAAAUGGCCAGCCCCAAUUUCCUCUGCCCUGCUCAGUCAUUGUCCAAGCCUGCUUGGGAAGAGGUUGGCCUCAGCUCAGAAGCUCAUGUGAGUCCUGAAGGUGCUAAGAACUGGAGGCUCAGUUAACUGUGCUCCUUACAACAAAGCGGCAAGUUCUUUCUUGAAGAGAGAUCUGGGAGUUGGCACCUCUGUGGCUGCCACACCUUGAAAGAGAAUGUGUAAAUAAAAGGCAGAAUAAAUUUUUGAUUUUUUUUCCUUUUAUCAAUUUUUAGAGUAAUGAGUGGGUGCCCUAAGAACCUCCCAUGAUAAUGAUUUUUUUAAGUAUCAAUAAGAACUCAUGGAUUUUGGAAAUGUU
Messenger RNA from Equus caballus (horse), 5190 nucleotides. The record is from RefSeq and is a predicted model, not a curated record. NCBI's taxonomy places the organism in Eukaryota, Metazoa, Chordata, Mammalia, Perissodactyla, Equidae.